Messenger RNA from Podospora bellae-mahoneyi, 1043 nucleotides. It is a transcript of the gene CWC15, whose product is annotated as complexed with cef1p. The coding region runs from base 123 to 875 and encodes 250 amino acids. Gene Ontology annotation, molecular function: RNA binding. Gene Ontology annotation, biological process: mRNA cis splicing, via spliceosome. Gene Ontology annotation, cellular component: catalytic step 2 spliceosome. The record is from RefSeq and is a predicted model, not a curated record. NCBI's taxonomy places the organism in Eukaryota, Fungi, Ascomycota, Sordariomycetes, Sordariales, Podosporaceae. The transcript is spliced from 2 exons.
CCCGUCAUCAUCAUCAGCUUUCACGGCUCUCCAUCUUCGAUCAAUCAAUCCUCCAGCUCUCCCCAUUACUCGUCCAUCAGUCGUCGCAUCACCCCCAUCACAUUUUCCAACCAGUCGCCAAAAUGACAACAGCCCAUCGCCCUACCUUUGACCCGGCCCGCGGCAAAGAAGCCCUCCGCGGCCCCGCCUACCACCAACGCCUCCUUCCAGCCUACACCCAGCUCAAAUUCCGCCAACCCGGCCAAGGAGGCGACGCCGAUCACCAGUCCCGCGACCUCCGCGCCGAACUCGAAGCCGCAGAGGCGGCUCACUACGCCAAGCUCAGGGGCGCUCCCAUCCCCGGCCAGUCGACUGGCAGUCAGUCAGAACAACAAGCCCUCCCCAGUAAUUCCUCCUCAUCCAAGCGACCACUAUCGAUAGAACAAGAAGACCCCGAAUCCAAACGCCGCCGCAUACUAGAAGAAACCCGCGCCAUAGACGCGGACGACAGCGACGCAUCAAGCGAAGAAGACGACGAGGAAGAUGACGACGACGACAGCGAUUCAGACUCUGAUUCUGAUGAUGAGGAAGCCGAGUUGCAGAGGGAAUUAGAGAGAGUGAGGAGGGAGAGGGCCGAGAAACGGGAACGGGAAGAGAAGGAGAGGUUGGCUGCGGAGGAGGCGGAGAGGGAGAAGGAUAUUGCGCUGGGGAACCCGCUUCUCAAUAACAACAACAGCGGGAGGGCGGAUUUUAAUAUCAAGAGGCGGUGGGAUGACGAUGUGGUGUUCAAGAACCAGGCGAGGGGCACGGAGGAGAAGGGGAAGAAGAAGGAGUUUAUUAAUGAUUUGUUGAGGUCGGAUUUUCAUAAGAGGUUUAUGAGUAAGUAUGUUCGUUAGGGGGGAGAGGAAAAAGAGAUAUACCCGGGUGAUACAGCACGGUGGUUAAGAGGUAGAGGAUGAUUGAUCAGGUUGGCAAGCACAAUUGAUUAGACGGGACUGUUGUUGGGGUUUGAUUUUGCAAGUUUUGGCCCAGGCGAUGGAUUAAAUAGAUAUCACGAUUGGCUC